CUAAAAUUCAAAUAUCUAAAAAUAGAGUUAUCAAAAAAAAAAAAAAAAAAACUUGAAAAAAUAUUGAUCAAGAGAGAAUCCACAAAGGAGAUAAAAGGAAACAGAGUGACAGAGAAAUUUUUAUAUACAAGGUAUUCCAUUUUUUUCAAUUUCACCUUAGCUUUAGUUUUGAUUAAAGAAAUCAUUGAAUCUGUCCGGAAUUUUUACGUCGAUUUUGGUCAAAGUAUCCAAAAUCGGUUGACCAGAUCAGGUAGGAUCCCACUCCCACACCCACACCCACACCCACACCCACACCCACACCCGUGUCGUGUCGACACGGGUGCGGCACCGAAAGUGAAGAGUCCGAGUAACAUAGCCGAAAACUGAUAUUGAGCAGAGUACUGUGGUUUCUGAUUAUACUCAAAUGAAUAGGAUUUUGAAAGAAGAGGGGAAUUACAUUUUGGGUAUGUUAAAGAAGAUUAAGGCUACGGGGUGUAAUGUAUUGUUGAUUCAGAAGAGUAUUCUGAGGGAUGCUGUGACUGAAUUGUCUCUGCAUUAUUUGUCAAAGGCGAAGAUUAUGCUGAUUAAAGAUGUUGAGAGGGAUGAGAUUGAGUUCAUUACCAAGACCUUGAAUUGUUUGCCUAUUGCUAAUAUUGAUCAUUUCAGAGCAGAGAAACUUGGGUUUGCGGAUUUGGUUGAAGAGAUAUCUCUUGGUGAUGGUAGAAAGAUUGUGAAGAUCACAAGGAUUCAGGACAUGGGUAGGACUACUUCGUUAGUUUGAAUCUGUCCGGUGCUGGUUCGUGGGUCGAACCAGUUGGUUCUUGAUGAGGCUGAGAGGAGUUUGCAUGAUGCGUUGUGUGUUGUAAGGUGUUUGGUGAACAAGAGGCUUUUGAUUGCAGGUGGUGGGGCACCUGAGAUUGAGCUUUCUAGGCAGUUGGGUCAUUGUGUGAAGUCUUUUGCUGAAGCACUCGAAGUCGUCACCUAUACUUUGGCUGAGAAUACUGGUUUGAACCCAAUUGCAAUUGUGACUGAGUUGAGGAACAGGCACGCACAGGGCGAGAUCAACAUAGGGAUCAACGUGAGGAAGGGACAGGUCACUAACAUUUUGGAGGAGAAUGUGGUGCAGCCAUUGCUGGUGAGCACAAGUGCAAUUAGCUUGGCUACCGAAUGUGUACGGAUGAUUUUGAAGAUUGACGACAUUGUUACGGUGAUGUAGAGUGACAUCAUGUGAAGUUGCUGAAAAAAUUAGAAAUGUUGUCAUAUCUUUGGUUUUUGACUUGUGUGCUUCAAGAAUUAGUGGUCCUCUAGUUCUUUUCUAUUUCGGAUUAUAUGCUAACUUUUCAAUUUGUCGUUUUUGCUUAGCUAAUUUUUACUCGUUUUGUUUUCUCACUUGAAUUCUUAGUUUUGAGUGCGCAGGCUCUUCUUCAUAUGCCUUUUGAUUGGUUGACAGGGUGCAGUAUGUAACAUGUGGAUCACUAUCCAUUUAUCAAUAUUUUUGUCAGAUACUCUUUAGUUGGUGAAUUUUGUUUUUGCCAGCAAUUUAUGUGCCAAUUAAUAACUAAUGGUGCUUCCUGUUUUAAAUUUUUCUACACGAUGUGCUUCUUGCACUUUGCUUAUCCUAUGAGCCACCAAGAGAGCUUGCUAUCUCUUUUACA
Lycium ferocissimum is the source of this 1634-nucleotide messenger RNA. RefSeq names its product T-complex protein 1 subunit delta-like. Gene Ontology annotation, biological process: protein folding. The record is from RefSeq and is a predicted model, not a curated record. Lineage: Eukaryota; Viridiplantae; Streptophyta; Magnoliopsida; Solanales; Solanaceae. Gene Ontology annotation, molecular function: ATP binding; ATP-dependent protein folding chaperone. Gene Ontology annotation, cellular component: chaperonin-containing T-complex.